AUGCCUUCCAGGAGGCAUCAGGGACGUGCAAAGGCUGGCAUCAGUGUUCAGAGUACAGAUCAGUUGAAGGUACAGAAGGAACACUACGGUCAGGAACUCAAAUGUUUGUCAGAGGGAAACUCGCUUCCAAUGAACAGUAAAAUACUGUCAUUACAUCCAAUCUUAGACGAGGACGGAAUACUCCGGGUCGGUGGGAGGUUAAACAAGGCAAAGGAUCGAUUACCGAUGAACGACAUCAACCCCAUCAUCAUCCCAAAAUCUCAUGUUUCAUCUCUCCUUGUGAAACAUCACCAUGACAAAGUGCAUCAUCAAGGUCGACACAUCACAGAGGGAGCCAUACGUUCCGCUGGGUACUGGCGCGUAGGAGGAAAACGCAUUAUUUCAUCUCUAAUAAACUCCUGUGUUAUCUGCAGGAAACUUAGGGGAAAGUUGUCAUUUCAGAAGAUGUCAGAUCUGCCCGUGGAUAGACUCAUACCUACCCCUCCGUUCACAAACGUUGGGGUGGAUACCUUUGGGCCGUGGUCGGUCGUGACUAGGAAAACACGCGGAAGACAAGCCAAUAGCAAGCGGUGGGCCGUACUCUUUACCUGCCUCACGACGCGCGCUAUCCACAUCGAAGUUGUUGAAGAGCUAAGUAGUUCUUCAUUUAUCAACGCUCUCAGACGCUUUAUGUCCCUUCGGGGCCCUGUCACACAGUUCCGGUCGGACAGGGGUACUAACUUUGUAGGAGCCCUGGAUCACUUGGAGGUAAACUCUGUCAAUGUCGAGGACGAUUCGGUACACAACUUCCUUUACGAAAAGGGCGCUACUUGGAUCUUCAAUCCUCCCCACUCCUCCCAUAUGGGGGGAGUCUGGGAAAGGAUGAUCGGGACCUCUCGUAGGAUUUUAGACUCCAUGCUGCUCGCGCACAACAAGAAAGACCUCACCCACGAGGUCCUCUGCACCUUUAUGGCAGAGGUAUGUGCAAUUGUCAACGCGCGCCCUAUAGUCUCCGUCUCAUCGGAUCCGGUAUCACCUUCGGUUCUAUCUCCUGCAGUGUUACUCACCCAGAAGUGUGACCCAACAUCUGAACCUUUCACUCACCUUGACAUCCGCGAUGCGUACAAGUCUCAGUGGAGAUACGUACAAUUUCUAGCAGAGACAUUCUGGAAACGCUGGAAACAGGAAUACCUCAACAGUCUUCAGAAAAGCCAGAAGUGGCACAGGGAAACCUCGAACCAUAAGGAAGGGGAUGUGGUUUUAAUGAAAGAUGACCAGUCGGGACACAGGAACAACUGGCCUAUGGGAGUGAUUGAGAGAACUUUCCCAAGUGAUGACGGUUUGGUGAGGAAAGUUGAGGUUCGUGUGUCUAGGUGUGAUGGCGAGACCACAACCUUUGUAAGGCCGGUGUCUGAACUCAUUUUGCUUAUUUCUGAAUAA
This is a messenger RNA of Pecten maximus, 1419 nucleotides long. RefSeq lists its product as uncharacterized. Gene Ontology annotation, biological process: DNA integration. Gene Ontology annotation, molecular function: nucleic acid binding. The transcript has a single exon. NCBI's taxonomy places the organism in Eukaryota, Metazoa, Mollusca, Bivalvia, Pectinida, Pectinidae. The record is from RefSeq and is a predicted model, not a curated record. The coding region runs from base 1 to 1419 and encodes 472 amino acids.